GGUGGCAGGAGGGGUGUCUGAGUGUCCCUCCUGUCCCCCCGCAGGUGACGCUGCCGCGGCCGACGUUCCCGGUGCCGAUCCCGGAGGAUGAACAAGCCCACGGACCUGCAGCACGACCUGGAACGCAGCCUGCCAGCCAUCGCCUCCAUCAGCUCCUCCCUCUCCCAGAGCCAGGGCUUCUCCCCCUACUUCUUGUCCCCGGAGAAGAGGAAGGUCAUCUCGGAUGUGAGGAGGACCUUCUGCCUCUUCGUCACCUUCGACCUGCUCUUCAUCUCCCUGCUCUGGAUCAUCGAGCUCAAUACCAAGGAUGGCAUCCAGAAGAACCUGAAGGAUGAAAUCAUCGAUUACAAGUUCAAGAGCUCUUUCUUUGACAUAUUUCUCCUGGCCCUGUUUCGGUUCGUGGUGCUGCUCCUGGGCUACGCCGUCAUCCGCCUGCGCCACUGGUGGGUCAUCGCGGUCACCACACUGGUCUCCAGUGCCUUCCUGAUUGUGAAGGUCAUCCUCUCCGAGCUUCUGACCAAAGGGGCUUUUGGCUACUUGCUUCCCAUCGUCUCGUUUGUCAUUGCCUGGCUGGAGACCUGGUUCCUGGAUUUUAAAGUCCUCACUCAGGAAGCAGAAGAGGAGCGAUGGUACCUGGCAGCCCAGGCUGCGGCCUCACGGCCCCUGCUCUACCCCCGGGCCCUCUCUGAGGGGCAGUUCUACUCCCCCCCUGAGUCCUUUGCAGGGUCAGACAAUGAGUCGGAUGAGGAAGGCACAGGGAGGAAGCCCUUGACAGCUCAGGAAAAGGAGUAUGUCCGGCAAGGCAAGGAGGCCAUGGAGGUCGUGGACCAAAUCCUCGCCCAGGAGGAGAACUGGAAGUUCGAGAAAAACAAUGCAAGUGUGGACUUUGGUGAUGUUGUUUACACUUUUGAAAUCCCUUUCCACGGCAAGACCUUUAUUCUAAAGGCUUUCCUGCAGUGCUCUCCCGAGCUGGUUUACCAGGAGGUGAUUCUCCAGCCGGAGAAGAUGAUCCUGUGGAACAGAACGGUGGCAGCGUGCCAGAUCUUGCAGCGGAUCGAGGACAACACGAUUGUCUCGUACGACGUGGCGGCCGGAGCUGCCGGAGGGGUGGUUUCCCCAAGGGAUUUCGUGAACGUGCGUCGGAUCGAGAGGAGAAGGGACAGGUACGUUUCCUCAGGGAUAUCGACCACGCACAGCCUGAAGCCUCCUCUCUCCAAGUACGUCAGGGGUGAGAAUGGACCCGGAGGAUUCAUCGUCCUCAAGUGUCCCAGCAACCCCAGGGUCUGCACCUUCAUCUGGAUUCUCAACACGGAUCUGAAGGGUCGGCUGCCGCGGUACCUGAUCCACCAGAGCCUGGCUGCCACCAUGUUCGAGUUCGCCUUCCACCUGCGCCAGCGCAUGGCCGAGCUCUGCUCCAAGCCCUGAGGACAUUCCACAGCCCUCUCUGCUCCAGAGGGGGGGACAGGACCCUACACCCCCUCCCCAGGGAGAGGACCCCCUGCUGCCAGCACUGGGCUGACCCCGGGCAGGGGGCUCAGCUCCUCCUGCCCCCUCGUUGGAGCCCUGGAACCACUGACUGUUAUGUGCCAAACCCCUGCUCUGCCCUUCUCUGGGGCUGGGAUGACCCCCCCCUGCCCCACACAGGGCAGGUGUGACCCCCCCCACCCCACACAGGGGGUGGGAGCUCAGCUGUGACCCCCAAAUUCCUGU
Manacus vitellinus (golden-collared manakin) is the source of this 1710-nucleotide messenger RNA. It is a transcript of the gene STARD3, whose product is annotated as StAR related lipid transfer domain containing 3. Bases 88 to 1425 code for a protein of 445 amino acids. Gene Ontology annotation, cellular component: late endosome. The record is from RefSeq and is a predicted model, not a curated record. Gene Ontology annotation, molecular function: cholesterol transfer activity; cholesterol binding. The transcript has 14 exons. Lineage: Eukaryota; Metazoa; Chordata; Aves; Passeriformes; Pipridae.